This is a messenger RNA of Symsagittifera roscoffensis, 726 nucleotides long. Its product is annotated as phospholipid scramblase 1-like. Gene Ontology annotation, cellular component: plasma membrane. Bases 1 to 726 code for a protein of 241 amino acids. Gene Ontology annotation, biological process: plasma membrane phospholipid scrambling. Gene Ontology annotation, molecular function: phospholipid scramblase activity. The record is from RefSeq and is a predicted model, not a curated record. The transcript is spliced from 5 exons. NCBI's taxonomy places the organism in Eukaryota, Metazoa, Xenacoelomorpha, Acoela, Convolutidae.
AUGCAGGCGCAAAACAACCAGUACAACUCAGAAUGGAUGAGCAAACCCCAAGGGAUACCAGGAUGUCCACCAGGUCUGGAAUAUCUGACCCAGAUUGACCAGGUGUUGAUUAGACAGAAGAAGGACUGCAUGGAGAUAUUCACAGGGUGGGAGGAGAGAAACAGAUACGAGAUCUACAACUCACUCAAUCAGCAGUUCUUCUUCGCUCAGGAGGAGUCGACCUGCUUGAUGAGGCAGUGCUGUGGUCCCAACAGGGGAUUCAUCCUCCACAUUACUGACAACUACGGACAGGAGGUCAUGCGAUUCAGGCGUGAGUUCAGAUGCUGUGUAGGAGCUUCAUGUUGUGCAGACUCGUGUAACUGUGCCUUUGAGGUGAUGGUGGAGACACCCUCGGGAGAACCACUGGGCAAAGUAAGACAGGGACAGUAUUGCUGUAUUCCGGAGUACAAGAUCAUAGACGCUCAGGGAAACCAGAUACUGCAUGUACAAGGUCCUCUGUGCGUGUGCGACUGUUGUGCUGACUUUGAGAUCCAGACUCUGGACAAGAGCCAGACUAUCGGGGUAGUGAAGAAGAAGUGGAGAGGACUGGCCACUGAGAUGUUCACCAAUGCUAACUCAUUCUCUAUCAACUUCCCCAUGGACCUGGACGUGAAGGCCAAGGCUGUGCUGAUGGGCGCCGCAUUCCUCAUCGACUUCAUGUUCUUCGAGCAGCAGAACAACAACUAA